UGAUACUCUCAGUAUCGCUCUGAACAGCAGAGUAAUUGAGCCAUGAAAGUGUUUUUGAUUUGUGCUUUGCUUUCAUUUGCCUGUGCGCAACAGUUUUCUUACGAAGGCUAUAAAGUGUGGCUGGUUACUCCUCAUUCCGAAGAGCAAGGACACCUUCUGAAGCAAUGGGAAGAUAACGAGUCAGUCGAUUUCUGGGAACAAAUUUCGAGAAAAGGAAAACCUAGCCGAAUUAUGGUUUCUCCAGACACUCAGUUUCAGUUUGAAAUUUUUUUGAAUGACAACCACAUUGAACACGAGCUGAUUAUUGAAAACGUGGAAAGAGUUUUCGAACGUGAACGCAACGAAAAAUCUGAAAAUGAGAUUCGACUGAGCCGUCUAGAGUCACAAGGACAGCCCCGAUUCAGUGAUUUUAAUCACUUUUGGUCAUUUUCAGAAAUCAAUCGAUUUCUCACUCAUUUAACAUUGCAGUAUGGAGACAUUUGUGAAGCUGAAACUCUCGGUUUUAGUUAUGAAGGUCGAGCUAUCCGAGCUUUAAAAAUCGGCCGCUUUGAUGGGACAAAGCCUAUAGUAUUCUUUGAGGCGACUAUCCAUGCACGGGAGUGGGCGGCUCCAAUGACUGCUGUAUACUUAAUGCAACAAUUAGUUGAACAUUAUGACCAGCAUGAAGAGCUGCAAAGCAUCGACAUAAUAAUUUUGCCGGUAACGAAUCCGGAUGGCUUCGAAUAUACUCAUCAAUUCCAACGUUUGUGGCGAAAGACUAGGAGCAUAAAUGCUAACAAUACGUGUGUUGGUGUUGAUGGCAAUCGGAACUUCGCACAUGAGUGGAGGGCUUCAACAAACCCGUGCAGCGAAACAUAUGGAGGCACAGCUCCAUUUACCGAACCAGAAGCUAGCAUCGUAAGAGAUGUAUUCGACCGAUACGACAAUCAAAUCAAACUUUAUGUCGCCAUUCAUUCCUACGGCCAGUAUUUCUUAUAUCCAUGGGGUUAUGAUUUCGUUAAGGUCGACAAUUGGGAAGAACAUGAAAUUGUGGGAAAUCGUUUUGCCGAUGCCGUUAGUAGAGUGAAUGGUACCACAUACACCAUCGGCAAUGCUGCCAUUGAGUUGUAUAUCGGAUUUGGGUAUAGUGAUGAUUAUUCAGCUUUUCGUGGAGUUGACAUAUCGACAACAAUCGAAUUGCCCGGGGGCGGAAGUUAUGGAUUUGAUUUGCCAGCCAGUAGAAUUCAAUCGGUUGUUGAUGAGACGUGGAUGGGUAUAGAGGAAAUGUUGCAUUAUGUUGCUGAAGUUCAUGGCAGAAAAUAGGAAUGGUGAAGCCUUUCGCACCCAUUAGCGUUUAGAUUUUGUGAAUAAAAACAAAUAAAAUUACUCUCUGACAUAUAUCACAGUCCGU
Bradysia coprophila is the source of this 1390-nucleotide messenger RNA. Its product is annotated as carboxypeptidase B-like. Lineage: Eukaryota; Metazoa; Arthropoda; Insecta; Diptera; Sciaridae. Gene Ontology annotation, biological process: proteolysis. The record is from RefSeq and is a predicted model, not a curated record. Gene Ontology annotation, molecular function: zinc ion binding; metallocarboxypeptidase activity.